Molecule: messenger RNA, 375 nt
Organism: Hevea brasiliensis (rubber tree)
Lineage: Eukaryota; Viridiplantae; Streptophyta; Magnoliopsida; Malpighiales; Euphorbiaceae
Product: 36.4 kDa proline-rich protein-like
Exons: 2
Coding region: 1-375 (124 amino acids)
Source: RefSeq, a predicted model, not a curated record
AUGGGUGAUAAGCCACUAUCACCACCACCACCACCACCACCACCAACUGUAACAAAAAGCCCUCCUCCUCCACCACCACCUCCGGUUCCAUCUCCACCUCCACCCCCAAAUCAACAAACUUGCCCCAUUGACACUCUCAAGCUAGGAGCAUGUGUUAACGUCCUAGGUGGUCUAGUGCACAUUGGUCUUGGCAAUGACGCUAAGGAUGCUUGUUGUCCAGUGCUUCAAGGGCUUUUGGAUGUAGAAGCUGCUGUGUGUCUUUGCCUCGCUGUUAAUGCUGGGCCUCACCACAUUAAUGCUACUCUAGGCAUUGUAGUUCAAGCCCUUGCUGGUUGUGGCAAGACUCCACCGCCGGGGUUCAUGUGUCCUGCCUAA